AUGGCGUCAGGAAGCAAUAAAACGAUCGAUAUGAUCUUUUUGGUCCACGGACUGUCUAACAUUGAGAUAAACGCACAAGAACAGUGGAUCAAUUUUUCAACACCUCUUGAGAAGAAAUUAGGCUCAGAUUGUGUGAUUAAAUACGUCAAAGCAAAUAGCAACAAGACCACAGAUGGCAUUGUCGUUGGCGGUCUUCGUGUUGCGAAUGAAGUAUGUCAAGAGAUGAAAGAUGAAAAAGAGAGUCGAACGGGAUGCACGUUCAGAAUACAUUUAAUCGGUCACUCAUUGGGAGGUCUUUACUUACGUCAAGCUAUACCUUUAUUGGUUAAAAGAGGUGUUUUCAAUAGCACUUGUAUUCCAUUUAGCUUUUUGACAUUAGAAACACCACACCUUGGCGUGAAAAAGCCAGACAAUAAUGGUGGCUUUGAUGACAUUUUUAAGACGGUCUCAAACUCGAUGUUCUCGGGACAAACAAUCAACGAACUUCAACUAACAGACCGCCCAUACCCACCAUACGACCCAAAAUUCGUUGAUGAAUUUCCUCUCUUAUUUAGAAUGGUUGAAGACGAAUAUAUCAACGCACUGAAAAUUUUCAAACACCUCACGUUGAUACAAAAUAUCAAAUUUUCAUUCCAAGUCCCAUACGUCUCGGCUGCUUUGGAUCGCGCUAUUCCUUAUGACAGAGAAUUUUACAAAGACAAAUACUUUGUUGACGGAUUUGACUUUGCAAAGGACUACACUGACAUCAUAGAUGGGUGCGAGAAGAAAUAUAUUCUUCAACCACAACAAGGGGAAGUCAUUGAAGAGAAAAAGGACGGCUGUGUCAUAUACGAAAAGAUGGUCGAGAAAUUGAAUCAACUUCCUUGGCGACGAGUCAACGUGAACUUCCGAACGAAGUCUCCUGACGUGCACCAAUUCCUCAUUGGACAGUUUUUGCGAAAGAAAAUCUUCAAGAACUGGGGAAACGACGACGUCGACAAUUUCAUUAAAACAGUUGCAGAACUUAUUGAACGUGACGUAGAGAUCGACAAUGGCAAAUUAGUGAAGCCAAAUAUCGAAGGUGAUACCCUUAUUGAUAUUGAUGCACAAAAGUUGAAAAAGAACUCCGAGCAAAUAGAUACUAAAAAAGAGGAAAGAGCUUAUUUAGACCAAACUACAACAGUUAAGCAAACCACUGAAAUAACAACUCUUCUUUAA
Entamoeba invadens IP1 is the source of this 1197-nucleotide messenger RNA. RefSeq lists its product as hypothetical. The transcript has 3 exons. The coding region runs from base 1 to 1197 and encodes 398 amino acids. Lineage: Eukaryota; Evosea; Mastigamoebida; Endamoebidae. The record is from RefSeq and is a predicted model, not a curated record.